AUGAUAAAAAGAAUAAUUUUAUUAGUGUUUGUAAUAGCUCUAGUUUAAAGCAAAUUAUCAAUCAUAUCACCUUAAGCACUAGCAGAUUAACUAGGAGAUGAAAUUGGAUAUUCCUUAGCAAAUUACGGUAAUAAUCCUUAUGGCUCUACUUUUUAUGGUGUUAUUGCUAUUCCUGAUCCACUUAAUGGUUGCUAAAGCAUUUCCUCAAAAUAUGAUUUGAACUUAGAAAACACAGAAGAAUCAUAGUUAAAUCAAAACUCUGCUAUUGCUUAUUUAAUUGAAAGAGGAUAGUGCUCUUUCGUAAGCAAAAGUCGAAAUGCCUAAAAUUCUAAUGGAAAAGUAGCUAUAAUAUUUAAUGACAAAAAAAAUGAAGGGGUUAAUGACAUCGUAUUAAUGGAUUAGUCUGAUCACAGUGGAAAGGGAUUGAUGAUAUCUACAAUCUUUGUUACUAAAAAAACAGGAGACACUAUCUUAAACUAUGUUAGUAAUAAUAAAGAUGAACCAAUAAGAAUAAAAAUAGAAUUCUAAAGACCAUAAGGAAAAGAAAAGAACAAAAUUAAAUUUUGGAUGAGUUCUAUGGACUUGUCAUCCUAUGAGUUUUUGAUAAACUUCCAUAAGCACUAUCUUGACUUAAAGCAUGACAAUGUUGAAAUUGAUUUCACUCCUCACUAUAUAACUUAAUCAGAUAAUGACGAAACUAAGCAAAAAGAACAUUGUAUUUCUAGAGGCAAAUUCUGCAAUCCUGAGUUCUAAAUUGGUGGCAACGAUUUACACAAUAGAGAAGUUGUGCUUGAAGAUUUAAGACAAAUUUUACUAUUUUAACUUGAUUAAGAAGCUUGGUGGAAAUAUAUUUUACUUUUUAAAAAGAAUUGUGUUGAAAAGUAAGAAGUUAAAAUCUCUGAAUGUUCAGAAAGAGUUAUUGGCUUUUCAGGAUUAACUCCUAAUUAAUUGAGAUAAUUCAGAACUUCUUUCAGUGAAUCAUUUGUUCCUAAAAGCACUACUGAUGAUGAAUACGCCAUUAAUGAUAAUGAAAUCUUUGAAACAGAAAGAAAGAAAUAAUAUUAUCAAUCUGUAAGCAUUCUUCCUACUCUUAUUUUAAACGGAGACCAUUUCAGAGGUGAUGUAACUCAAGAUUCAGCAAUUUAUGAAUAUAUUUGUUCUUCUUUAGUACCCAAACCUGAAAGUUGCUUUGAUUCCUACAGGGAAUGGAAAGAAUUCAGGAAUAAGAAAAUAAAAGAGAACGCUCCUUCCUAAUCAGAGAUGCGUGUUGGAUUGAUAAUCUUCAUCAUAGUUCUCAUUUUGGGUAUUAUGUUGAUAAUACUUUUCAUUUACAAAAGAAUGGUUAAAAAGGAAAUAAGCGAAUCUAUGGGACCUCAAGUUAACUUGGCUAUUUCUAAUUAUUUUGCUCUCAACGAUACCUAAACUUCUAACAAGAAUAAAAAAUGA
Tetrahymena thermophila SB210 is the source of this 1446-nucleotide messenger RNA. Its product is annotated as PA domain protein. Lineage: Eukaryota; Ciliophora; Oligohymenophorea; Hymenostomatida; Tetrahymenidae. The transcript is spliced from 8 exons. The record is from RefSeq and is a predicted model, not a curated record.